Molecule: messenger RNA, 2281 nt
Organism: Juglans microcarpa x Juglans regia
Lineage: Eukaryota; Viridiplantae; Streptophyta; Magnoliopsida; Fagales; Juglandaceae
Product: amino-acid permease BAT1 homolog
Exons: 7
Coding region: 474-2123 (549 amino acids)
Biological process (GO): amino acid transport; transmembrane transport
Cellular component (GO): membrane
Molecular function (GO): transmembrane transporter activity
Source: RefSeq, a predicted model, not a curated record
AAUGAUAUUUUUGCUCCACCGCUAAGCUUUCUUCAUCUGAGUAAACAUGGUGUAGACUCCUUUCCUUGGCCACUUCCAUUUUUUUGGUCAAAAAAAGCAACUGCAAUUCUACCGCUUAUACUUUCUUAGUCAAAUAAAGCCACUACGUUCCUUUCCAUUUUUUGUUUUAACUAUGAUCAGCUGCUUCCACUUUCUCAUCCUGUUCUGACCUUUUCUAGAAACUUGAGCCAAUGUAAUAUGGUUAAUUAUAUUAUAUCAAGCACUGAUUCUCGUGACUACCAACGAAAUAUGGAACUUAGUCAUGACUCAUACACUCGAAUCUAUACUCUAACAGUAGUGUUAAUUAAUGAUUUGUUCAUAGAUUUCCACCUGAUCCUCCACCAUUUCUGUUUUUCUGAUUCAUACAUUGACUGGAGAUGCUGACUAUUUCAAAACAACCAGUCUUGUUGUCUGACUUUCCCUAGAGCUUGGAAAUGUAUUUAACGAUUUUCCUGUCUGUUUGCCUAACAAACCUUGGCAAUAGUACUCCAAGUAUGAGUUCCAGAGAAGGACAUGAUCAAUUAGGCGUCAGUCAGCAGGCUUUGGAAAUGGAUUCUGGAGAGAAGCGUCUCAAUGAGCUUGGAUACAAGCAAGAGUUGAGAAGAGAGAUGACUCUAUUCAAGACGCUUGCAAUAACAUUUUCGAGCAUGGCAGUUUUUACUGGAACGCCACUAUAUGGCCCAAGCCUACGUUAUGCAGGUCCUGCAAGCUUAAUAUGGGGAUGGGUGGUGGUCACCUUCUUCACCUGGUUUGUUGGACUAGCCAUGGCUGAGAUAUGCUCCUCCUUCCCUACUACAGGUUCUCUAUACUUUUGGGCUGCCCAUUUGGCUGGACCAAGGUGGGGUCCAUUUGCAUCAUGGUUUUGUGCAUGGCUCGAGACCAUUGGUCUUAUUUCUGGAAUUGGAGCACAGGCCUAUUCAGGAGCGCAGGCACUGCAGAUGAUCAUUCUUUUGUCCACUGGAACAAACAAGGGUGGAGGCUACUUUGCAUCAAGAAGUGUAUUUUUGGCCAUGUAUAUGAGCCUUACCCUUAUAUGGGCUAUACUCAAUUCAUUCGCCUUAGAAGUAAUAGCAUUCCUGGACAUAAUUUCCAUAUGGUGGCAGGUAAUCGGUGGUUUAGUGGUGAUUAUAAUGCUCCCUCUAGUGGCACAGCAAACACAACCAGCUUCUUAUGUGUUCACUCACUUUGAAACAUCCCCUGAGGCAACUGGAAUACGCAGCAAACCUUAUGCAGUGAUACUAUCUGUGCUUUUAAGCAACUACUGUCUAUACGGUUAUGACACUGCAGCUCAUCUAACUGAAGAAACAAAAGGGUCCGACAGAACUGGUCCUAUUGCCAUUCUUUCCAGUAUUGGGAUCAUUUCUGCAUUUGGGUGGGCUUAUAUCUUAGCUCUUACCUUCUGCAUUCGGGAUCCAAACUACUUGUAUGAUGAGAACAAUGAGACAGCUGGUGCCCUUGUACCAGCACAGAUCAUUUAUGAUGCAUUCCAUGGGAGGUAUCAAAAUUCCACUGGAGCUGUUGUAUUUCUGUGUAUAAUCUGGGGAUCAUUCUUCUUUUGUGGGCUUUCAGUUACUACUAGUGCUGCCAGAGUUGUUUAUGCACUAUCUAGGGAUAAAGGAAUUCCAUUUUCACCAAUAUGGAGGAGAGUUCACCCGAAGCAUAAGGUUCCGAGAAAUGCUGUGUGGCUAUGUGCAGCCAUAUGCAUGAUCCUUGGCCUACCCAUCCUGAAGUUAGAUGUAGUUUUCACAGCUAUCCUUUCCAUAAGUACAAUCGGAUGGGUUGGUGGCUAUGCUGUCCCAAUCUUCGCCAGGUUAGUCAUGGCAGAGGAAAAUUUCAAACCAGGACCUUUCUAUUUGGGUAAAGCAAGAAGGCCAAUUUGCUUGGUAGCCUUCCUGUGGAUAUGUUACACCUGUUCAGCAUUCUUACUGCCAACUCUCUACCCUCUUCAAUGGAGAACUUUCAAUUAUGCACCAAUAGCCCUUGCUGUAGCUUUGACUGCAAUAAUGCUUUGGUGGGUCUUGGAUGCAAGGAAAUGGUUCAAGGGGCCGGUAAGGAACAUUGAUAUACAAAAUGGAGACAUUUGAAUGUUAGUUUCUGAAUUGAAAGCUUUUCCAUGGAGAAGUCUGAUAUAACCAAAUUCAAGAACUCAUCAUCUUGAUUGAAUCACAACUCAAGUCCCAUAAUUAAUUUUGCAAUAAUGUUCAGUCUUUUAUUGUACUUUUAAAUUAGGAGCGGGGGUUUG